Molecule: messenger RNA, 1656 nt
Organism: Phytophthora sojae
Lineage: Eukaryota; Oomycota; Peronosporomycetes; Peronosporales; Peronosporaceae
Exons: 5
Coding region: 1-1656 (551 amino acids)
Biological process (GO): pectin catabolic process
Cellular component (GO): extracellular region
Molecular function (GO): polygalacturonase activity
Source: RefSeq, a predicted model, not a curated record
AUGAAGCUCAUCUCCGCAGCGUUCGCGACGUUCGCUCUCAUUGCGGCUACUGUUAAUGGCUCGCCCAUGGUGCGCCAAGAAGCUGAGGGCAACCCAGCUCAGCAGCAGCAGAAAAGCAGCAGCAGCACGUGCAGCCUCACUGGUACCUACAAGAAGGGCACGGACAUUUCGUCCUGCAACACCGUUACUAUCGGAAACCUCAACGUCCCUGCUGGUUGGAACGGACCGCUCGUGACGCUUAGUGGAACCGACCUCACGGUUAAGGGCAACGGCAAGCUUGACGGCCAAGGUGCUUGGUACUGGAAGCAGGGCCAGUCGAUCACCCGCCCGGUUUUCUUCCAGGUGCACAAGGUCAUCCACUCGACGCUGUCGGGCUUCACCAUCCAGAAAAUGCCCUACCGCACGUUCAGUAUUGUGGACUCGCUGUACACGACGCUUACUGGUCUCACGCUGGACUCGAGGGCUGGCAACGGUAUCGCCACGAACACGGACGGCUUUGACCUGAGCUGCAACGACCACAUCACGAUCACGGGCAACAAGAUCUACAACCAGGACGACUUCCUGGCCAUGCAGUCCAGCACCAACACUAUCUUCAGCAACAACUACUGCUACGGCAGCCACGGUAUCUCCGUCGGAUCGCUUGGUGGCAACUCGGGCAACCACAUCCAGGACAGCGACAACGGUCUCCGCAUCAAGACUAUCAUCGGCCUCAAGGGUCUCGUUUCCGACGUGAAGUUCAUUAACAACCACCUGUCGAACGUCCGCUACGGCGUCGUCGUGCACUCGGACUACAGCAAGCAGAGGGGAGGCUACACUGGUGCAGUCACCAGCCAGGCGCAGAUUACGGGCGUGACGGUGUCUGGCCUCACGGGUACUGCUACGAACCUGUACGACAUCGUGGUGAACCCUAAGGCCGUUUCUGCUUGGAAGUUCUCGGGUAUCCAAGUGAAUGCGGCCGCCAAGGGCAAGGUGAACGCGAGCUUUGUGAGCUGGGGGAUGCAGGUGCAGCAGCAGCAGCAGCCUGCGAUGCGCUACGGGAAAGCGCGCACGACCUCCGCGGACUUGCCAUCGGAGAAGUCGCCGCUGGGCACGAGACGGCGGCUGCGUUUCAAGGAGAAGGAGAACGCGGGCAUGCCCGCUGUGCAUCGCCGCCGACGACGACUGGCCGCGCAUCUUGUGAUCAAGAGCUCUACGCGCGGCGGAGCGCAUCUCGAGGUGCUGAUGCCUGUGGGCGAUGCCAGCGCUGUGAUGGGGUACAUGCUACGAGACCCUCGGAAAGACAACGACAAGAACAUGCUGCUAUCUGGCGCUGAGGACACGAAGCACACCGAUGGCAUCCUUUCCCCGCCGCGCGGACUUGAUCAGAUGAGCACCGGCCCGCUGACUUUCUCACAGAACGUGUACCUGAAGGACUACGUGCUCGACAUUGUGCUGACCAAGUCCAAGCACAAGAAUCCCAAGCGUACGACGGUCGUGGAGCUGGAGGCGCCAGGCUUCCGUCACCGCCGUGGGCCUGGACGGCACCGCAGCCUCACAAAAUACGCUGACCAGGGCAAGAUCUCGGUCCACACUUGCCGCGGGCUCUCGGUCGUGCCGCGCUCGCCACUUUUCCCAUACAAGUUGCCUGAUUCAAAGAGUAAGACUUGGAAGCGCUAG